AAGUCAAGAAGAAUGAUACCCAUUACUUUCUUGAGUCUCUAUGUCUCUCUCAAUUCUCAAAGCUUGCAACUCUGUUCAUUAGCCACUCUUCUUUACUUUCACUAAAUUCAGUUCCCAAGAUUUUCUUUAGGGUUUUACUUCCUUUUUUUUUUUUUUGUUUCUCUGAUAAUUGUUACAUUUAAUGGAAACUAGUAACAAGAGAUCAUUAGCUGAAGAGGAUGACAAGAAUUGUAAUAACAACCUUAACAGCAAAUUUGAUCCUCCUCUUCCUCUUGUAAAGGUUGGUGAAUCAAGUGAAAUAGUAGAAGAACUACAACUCUGCGAACGGCAAAGACAACAAAAUCUACUUGUGGAAGUACCGGAAAGAACCGUUGAUGGACCAAUAGAGGAUUUUGUGAGGAUAAACAUGUUGUCCCCGUCGCCAACUCAAACUCCCAAAAGAGUGAAUUUUUCUCCAUUACCAAGCCCAAGCCAUGUUAAAGUAAACGGAUCUCCAGGCCCCUCGUUAUCGAGGGCUAAAUCGUCAAUCAAAUCUCUCCUUCCUAAAUUAAGUUUCAAAUUCCGGAAUAGGACGACUGAUAUUGAAAAGGCUGCAAUGUUAGCUCUGGGAGCCUCUCCGCAAACUCAGGACAGGCCUUUGAUUUUCAGGACUCUAUCUGUUAAAAGGAUUUUCACUCCAAAGAUGAAAAGAACUUCAUCGUUGCCUGUAACUCCAAUUGAACACUCUAAUCCUGAAUCAACGCAUAGUGGCUACGGAAAUACAGCAUUCGAUUCAGUUAAAGCAGGAGCUAGACAUCCCAUACCUCGCUCACAUUCAGUGCCUACACUAAUCAAAGAUGGGACCAUAAAACAGAUGGAUUACAUAGGGAGCAUCUAUCGUGUAGUCCCCUCUACUCCUCACGUGCCAAGACAUGAUGCUUCAUCAUUAAAUGCGACUCCAACUCUUAGCGCAGAUGGAAAUGCUAAUAUUGGUGAAGACAUCACUCAAGAAGAUGCUGUCUGCAGAAUCUGCUUCGUUGAACUUGGGGAGGGUUCGGAAACUUUGAAGAUGGAAUGUAGCUGUAAAGGUGAACUAGCCUUAGCUCAUCAAGAAUGUGCUAUAAAAUGGUUUAGCAUAAAAGGCAACAAGAUCUGUGAUGUCUGCAACGAAGAGGUUCUGAACUUACCUGUCACUCUUUUGCGGAUUCAAAGUACUAAUCGUAGAGGAAAUGGACCUCAAGCUGAAGCUGGACGAUACAGGGUUUGGCAAGAUGUUCCUGUUCUUGUCAUCGUCAGCAUGCUUGCCUACUUUUGUUUUCUGGAGCAGCUUUUGGUUACCAGAAUGGGAUCGGGCGCCAUUGCUAUAUCUCUGCCUUUUUCAUGCAUAUUGGGUCUCUUUGCUUCCAUGACAUCGACAACUAUGGUAAUAAGACGAUAUGCUUGGAUUUAUGCUGUCAUUCAGUUUGGCUUGGUGGUUCUGUUUGCUCAUGUUUUCUACUCAGUGCUUCGAGUGCAAGCAGUUUUAUCGAUUCUUCUUGCCACCUUUGUGGGUUUUGGGGGUACAAUGUGUGGGACUUCUAUUCUUCUUGAGCUUUUGAAAUUGAGGAGGAGAUGGAAUUCGCAACGUGAAUCUCAGGAAGGGACGCGUCCAAAUCAAUCAUCUGAAGUUAGUCCGGCGCCCCAGGUGGAAAGCCAACUGCAUGGAGCUGAAGCUGGUACUUCUGGAGCUGCGCAUGGAAGCUGAACGCAAGGAACAGAUAAUCUACUUAUAUUCAAGAUUAAAACAGUUUCCGUCUCGUGUAAGAAAAUCAUUGGAGUGUAUAGCUAGUCGUUGCAAGUCACAACUGUACAGUUUUGAGUUACGCGGCUGGUUCAUUGUUCCAGCAGAUAGGUAGUGCUUGAAAGAGAAACUGAAAUAAUGUAAAUAUCAGAAUGUAACUAAGAUUGAUUUUCUCCUUUCCUUUUUUGUUAAAAAUGUAAUAUUGUAUCUUUCCUCCUACUUUUCUAUUCGAUUGCUUGGCACAUCUUUGUUCACAUGUUA
This is a messenger RNA of Nicotiana attenuata, 2020 nucleotides long. RefSeq lists its product as uncharacterized. NCBI's taxonomy places the organism in Eukaryota, Viridiplantae, Streptophyta, Magnoliopsida, Solanales, Solanaceae. The record is from RefSeq and is a predicted model, not a curated record. The transcript is spliced from 8 exons. Gene Ontology annotation, molecular function: zinc ion binding. The coding region runs from base 182 to 1723 and encodes 513 amino acids.